Messenger RNA from Acanthosepion pharaonis, 630 nucleotides. Lineage: Eukaryota; Metazoa; Mollusca; Cephalopoda; Sepiida; Sepiidae. The record is from the annotation of a GenBank genome assembly.
AUGAAUGAAAAUAUUAUGCCUCUCCGUAUUACAAGACUCAAAACCUAUCCUUUGUUCUAUUUUUACCAUAUUUUUUCUCCAUUUUCUUCUUUUGUCUGUUCUUUUCUUUUAUUCAAAUUUUCUCCACUGCUUCCUUCCUUCUCUUUUUAUAAUCUCUGUGUUUUUCUUUAUUCUUUUCUCUUCCUUUCUUUUCUUCCUUUAAUUUUUUUUGUCUCUUUUAACUGUCUCUUUUUUUCUACUUUUAAUUUUCUAUUAUUUCAUUUCCUUCUAAGAGGUGACUCACAUUGUGAUGGAGAGAAAGGAAAACUCACUGAGCUGAUGGCAGACAAAAAUAAAGACAAAAAUGAUGAUGCACCAUCAGGGGAGGGAGACAAGAUGUUCAAGAAACCAGUGAAGCGACCUGGGGACACCCCUCUUGACCUGACUGUGUCAACGUCGAAAAAAAGCAAAGAAGAUGAUCCUGACAUUGACGACUCAGAGUUGCAAAAUUCCAGCCUGAUGUCAUACAAUGAAGAUGAAGAAGAUGAAGAGGAUGAAGAAGAUGAGGAAGAGGAAGACGAAGAGGAUGACGAGGAUGAAGAAGAUGAAGAGGAAGAAGACGAGGAGGAGGAAGCUGAAGAAGAAACCUAA